Molecule: messenger RNA, 4292 nt
Organism: Vanessa atalanta (red admiral)
Lineage: Eukaryota; Metazoa; Arthropoda; Insecta; Lepidoptera; Nymphalidae
Product: long-chain-fatty-acid--CoA ligase 1
Exons: 15
Coding region: 204-2465 (753 amino acids)
Biological process (GO): long-chain fatty acid metabolic process
Cellular component (GO): endoplasmic reticulum; membrane
Molecular function (GO): long-chain fatty acid-CoA ligase activity
Source: RefSeq, a predicted model, not a curated record
UGGACGGCCGCCGUAACGGCCGCGCGUAUAGGCAGCGCACGCGCAUCGGCGCUUGCACUACGAACCACGAAACACGAUACGAGUGACGAUCGAUAAGACCGUGAUAAAAACCGCAGUGUUUGUAAAUUCCGUAGCCGAAGCGAGUCAUGCAACUGUUGAUACGAAAAUGUUAACACGGCUAGCGGUGUGAAAAAUUGAUAAAAAUGUGUAACAACAAUAAUAAAAUGGCGAGCGGUAAGUUUGGACUGAAUGUUAAGAAGGACAAAGUGAACUCGACAGAGGCUAACAAGACUGAGUUUAGUGUUAAGGAAAAAUGUCGCAAGUUGCAGAAGAAACUUAAGAAGACUGAUAAAAAGAAGACUGAAUCUAGUUCCAAGGAAAAGACGAUUUGGUGGAAUCAAUGCAGCAGCUUAAGCGAAAUAGACCAGUACCUAUGGAUGGUUGGUGGUUCGGCCGGUGCUUUAGCGCUCACAGGAGUUGCGGCCGCUUCAGCAUUCUAUCUCAGUACGCGUCCGAAGCCCGAAAAACCUUUGGUCACGUUACAUGAACAGAGCUUGCUUGAACCGGGUCCCGAAAUGGUCCGUGUAUCGAAGUUCUACAAAGAAGCGAAGAAUGGUCGGUUUCUGCGGUAUCUACACGAGGACACACGCACACUUUACGAAACUUUCCGUCGAGGCGUUAAAGAAUCAAAUAAUGGCAACUGUCUUGGUUGGCGUGAGGGACCAAAUAAGCCUUACGUGUGGCAAACGUACAAUGAAACCCUGCUGCGAGCUAAAAACUUCGGCUCAGGCCUUAUAUGCCAAGGUCUCACCCCAGGCCAGGGAACCUUCGUAGGUAUAUACGCCCAAAACUGCCCAGAAUGGAUCAUGGCUGAACAAGCUGCCUACUGUUAUUCAAUGGUUAUAGUACCUUUAUACGAUACUUUAGGAGCUAACGCAUGUGCCUUCAUUAUUAAUCAAACGGAAAUGACCGUAGUUGUAUGUGAAGACGAUAAGAAAGCCAAUCUCUUACUCGACCAAUCACCGCGGUGCUUACGUAAGCUGAUCACGAUAAAGGAAGUCUCUCCGUCGACACACCAAAGGGCAAAAAGCCGAGGUGUGGAAAUUGUUAAGUUCAGCGAUGUCGAGAUUCAAGGAGCUCAUAAAGAUCAUCCUUGUGUUCCACCAAAACCAGAAAAUCUCUGCACAAUUUGCUAUACGUCGGGCACGACUGGUAUGCCGAAGGGUGUGAUGCUGACUCACGAGAACGUGGUAGCGUCCAUGUGCAGUGUGAUCAUGCAGCUCGGGGAACAUCGUCCUACGAAGCACGACGUUAUGAUCUCUUUCCUACCUCUUGCGCAUAUGCUUGAGCGGUGUUGCGAGAAUGCUCUCUAUAUGGUAGGAGGAGCCGUCGGGUUUUACAAUGGCGAUAUUAGAAGACUAGGUGAGGACCUAACUGCCCUAAAACCGACCAUGAUGCCAGCCGUACCGAGACUGCUCAACCGAUUAUAUGAUAAAGCGCAGAGUGAAAUAUCAAACUCAAAGAUAAAGAAGUUACUGUUUAAUAUGGCAUUAUCUGCGAAGGAAUCUGAACUCAAAAGGGGCAUAAUCCGCGGCGACUCCGUCUGGGACAAGCUGGUGUUCCGCAAGGUGCGCGAGGGCAUGGGCGGGCGCCUGCGCAUCGUCGUGGUGGGCUCCGCGCCGCUCGCCGGGAACGUGCUCACGUUCGCCCGCUGCGCGCUCGGCUGUCUGAUCGUGGAGGGCUACGGUCAGACUGAGUGCACUGCGCCGGUGACUUUGACUGUUCAGGGUGACCACGUGCCGGAACACGUCGGGCCUCCCGUCGCUUGUUGUAAAGUGAAGCUAGUGGAUGUUCCCGAGAUGGAGUACUACGCGGCGCAGGGACAAGGUGAGGUGUGUGUGCAGGGGGCCAACGUGUUCAAAGGGUACUUCAAGGAGCCCGACAAGACGCGACAGGUCAUCGACCAGGACGGUUGGCACCACACGGGAGAUGUUGGAAAGUGGCUACCUAACGGUACGUUGAAAAUUAUCGACAGAAGAAAACACAUUUUCAAGCUGUCACAAGGCGAAUAUAUAGUUCCUGAAAAAAUAGAAAACAUUUAUAUUAGAAGUCAAUACGUUGAACAAGUUUUCGUGCACGGUGAAUCUUUAAAGUCAUGCGUAGUAGCGAUCAUCGUGCCUGAUGUCGACGUAGUGAAGUGCUGGGCGCUCGAAAACGGAAUCCAGGGCACGUUCUCGAAGCUCUGCGACGACGAGCGCGUCAAGAAAAUGAUCCUCGAAGACAUGCUGCAGUGGGGGCGGAACGCGGGGCUCAAAACCUUUGAACAGGUAAAGGAUAUAUACCUACAUCCCGACCCGUUCUCAGUGCAGAACGGUCUCCUGACUCCAACGAUGAAGGCAAAGCGACCGGAGAUCAGGAACUACUUCAAACCACAAAUCGACGACAUGUACAAUAAACUUGAAUAACAAUAGCUCGUUCUGUUAAAUGAUAUUGUUCAUGACAAAAGUAAAGUCCGUGUCGAUUAAAAAAAAAAGAUUACUUCAUAGUCAUCCGAAGGAUGAUAAACUCGCAUAGUUGUAUGUUAAUUAAUGAAAGUAUGUCGUUUAAGUGAUUCUUAAUUUACGCUACCUACUUGUUGGUUAGUAAAAUUUUUAAACAAUUCGACAUUUCUUUUAGAUAUUAGAAACAUCUUGAAAUUAUUUUAAGAGUAUCCGAGUGAAUAUUAUGUAAUUGUUUACAAUAAAAAAAAAAACGACUAUGAUUUUGAUUGGUCGAGAAUAUGUCUUUUAGUAGCGUUAAGCUUGUAAUAUCUAAGUCACUUUUCUAUAAAAGCUUACAUUGCUUGUCAAGAAGUACAGUCCCGCCAAAAUUGUUUUCACGAUGAGAAUAUAUAUAAAAUUUGUAUUAUUAUAUAAAAUAAUUGUAAGUCUAUAACAAAUUUUCAUUAGGAACAGAAUCAUGAAGUGAAUAUAGAAGUAGAUACGAUUCCGAAAUAGCGUCUUUAUACAAUGGCAAUAAUUAAAGAAACGACGGUUUCUGGUACAGUCAAUUAUACAAUUUUAAACAAUUAUAUUUAUCGUGUUUUAAGGAUCCGACUUUGAAUACAAUUAAUUUCCAUUAAUUUGAAUUAUUUCAUGGAUAAUUUUAAUUUGUAUUCGUAGCGAGUUGUAGCCUGAAUUGACGAAACAAAUGAAUUAUAAUUAUUAAAAAAAAAAAAAACAAUCUCCGACGACCUUUCGAAAAUGUAAUACUCAAAUUUUACUAUAAUUUCGUAUUAUAAGUUGUUAGUUUAAACUACAAAGAUUUAAGAUAAUUUGAUGAAAAUUUUUAGAAAAAAAAAACAAUAAAUUGUAUGGACAAGUAUAAGUAUUUAAAAUCUUGUGUCACGUGUGAAAGGUUAUUUAAUAUGCGUUUUAUAACGAUUUGUAACGAUAUUGACGAAGUUUUUUAGGCCAAUGAUGUAGGUAAAAUUUAUUAGGUAAUAACUGCUUCAACAAUUACUGUAGGAAACCUUGAGCAAUAUUGUAAAGAAUUUAAAAACGUUUAUUUAUAAGUUACUCAUUAAAGGCAUAAUAAUUGUCUUAACAGACCGAUACAUAAUUUACGCGUCUGAAAAAAAAAGGUCUUCAAAGGUUGCCAGCAUUAAAAAUAUUGCCGAAAAAUCGUAAUAAUAUUAAAUUAAUGUCAUAAUAUGAUUUUUAGAAGAACAUUUCGUUGCGUAUCAAGCCCAUGGUUUUUUCUUGCUCUCUGCUAAGCCAUAUGUUAUCUGUGGUGACCACACUAACGGCGUACCUUAAAGGGUCACGUGGUCGUCUGUAUUAUUAGUUUUAGAAUUAAAACAGGCGAAUGUUUCGCCUUACAACAAAAUUUACGAUAUAAUUGAUUUAAGCAAUUUUUUUUUUCUAGAUUUAUUUUUCUUUCUCGUGUGUACUAAGUUGUAAUGUCAAUGAACGAAUCUCUUUUAUGAGUUGGGUGAUUGAAAUGAGAUUUCCACAACUUAAUGUAACUCAAAGUCUACUGUCCACUGAGCUAUGGCUAGUGUAAGAGAUUAAAUCUAAGCUUGCGUUAAGGAAGCGAAUUAUAUUAAAUUAUCGUUAGUAACUUUCAGUGGAGAGUACACUUAAAUUAAAAAGUAGUUAACAGCACCGCUUAGAUUAUUUUGUAUUCUCUAUCGUUAAGGUACAUGCUUUGAGCGAACGUUACGGUUUCAUAUUGUUCAAACCAAAAUUUUGUUGUUAUUGGUGCAAGUUGUACUACGAUAAUUUAUUUUUAAAUAAAACUUAUAAAAUUAU